Messenger RNA from Colossoma macropomum (tambaqui), 8818 nucleotides. RefSeq names its product Rap guanine nucleotide exchange factor 4b (gene rapgef4b). Bases 2110 to 5136 code for a protein of 1008 amino acids. The record is from RefSeq and is a predicted model, not a curated record. Gene Ontology annotation, molecular function: guanyl-nucleotide exchange factor activity. Gene Ontology annotation, biological process: Ras protein signal transduction; positive regulation of GTPase activity. Gene Ontology annotation, cellular component: plasma membrane. Lineage: Eukaryota; Metazoa; Chordata; Actinopteri; Characiformes; Serrasalmidae. The transcript is spliced from 29 exons.
UAGAAGUGCUGGUGAGCAAUGCAAUUGUAAUAAGACAGAGAGAGAGGGAAUGCAGGCAAUAGCAAGAGAUGGCUUUACUCUGGUGGGGAUCUGAAAUGCACUUGCAAUUCUGUGCCCAGUGGAUGUGUUCUUGUUUCCACACCGCUGACUCCAAGCACAUAAUGCCUGGCCUUUAACACACACACUCACAAACACACUCUGAAGAAUGCAGAAUGACUGGUCAGGAUCACUCAGGUCAACAUGUUAUGCCUCACUGUGACCUGCAGGCAAAUGAACAAAUACAAAUCACACAAAUUGCCAUGCUUUGCAGUAACUCCACUGGACCAUAAUUUAGAAUACACAUUAUAUCUUUGACAUUGUACAUGUUCUUGGUACAGGAAUUCGUCAUAUAGUACAUGAUGCAUUCUUAGGCUUAUGGCUUUGCCUGUGGUAAUUUGAUUAAGUACAGCCAAGCAGAGGGGCGUAUAAAAGAAUCAUCAGUUAUGUUGUAAGCAAAGCAACCUCUGAUAAAGAGGCAUCUUGUUUUAGACAGUUUUGUACUAAGUCUAUAGUUUUUGAAGAUCUAUAAGAUGGCCUGGGGGCUGAUAGAAGUUAUGAUUAUCAUUAUUGGCUUAUUUAGAUGCCUGUUAGCCAGGACAGCUACUCUUCCUUACAUGAUAACAUACAGAAUGUUAUACAGCUUUACAAAUGACAGUAUAUGAAUAGAGCUAACUCAGUAUAAUACACAACACUUUAUUCAAAGCAUCAGCAGGGCAUAAUUGUUCUCCAUGAACUCAAUCAGGUGACCUAGAGAAGAGAAAAUAAUACAGCACUCAACACUGGUCAGGACCUUUAACAUCAGCAGUAUAAUAGAAUAGUGUUUCUUGGUAUAGUAUUUAGUAACCAUUGCUUCUGUAAACAUGUUUUUCUGCUUGGUAAUCUAUUGUUCUCUUACGUGUGGGCUACUGCAUUGGAGUAACAUUGCAUUUUCCCGAAGGCUGAAAAACAUGAGGUGUACUGCACUGUCUUUUUUUCUUUGUACUGCUACAAAAGCUUCAUAACUGUCAAUCAGCUGUGCUGGCUAGCUGUCAUUAUAUCGUAUAGGCAGAAAUUUCAGGCACUUGCCUUUUUAGAAAGUGAUCUGCUACUACCUAACAAGCAUUGUCCAUGUCACUGAAGACCUGCCUUAGCUUUUAUCUGUUUGGUGAGCAAAGAAAAAAACACUCUUGACUUAGGCCACUUGACAGUGGCGCCUGGACUGCCCUGCACAAAAACAAAAACAGCAAGCAAAACCCGUCUCGACCUUUAAAAACAAUUGAAAAACUGCAAAAAUGCAUACAGUGUAAAUCUUUCUGCUAAUGUGAGUGAGAGUAUUUGAUGAGCUCUUCUUGUCUCUAGCAUCACCUUAAGUUACCAUCUCUGUGGCAACAUACUGAUGUCCCUGAUGCAGAGAAUGUAAUGAGGGUCCUGUCUUAGAGACAACGUAUGAUGCAUUUACACAGUGUAUGUACACACUCACUCUUAAUAGUGAGUUGGGAACAGAUGUAGACUAUUCCUGUCAGACCAUGCCGUUGAGCAGUUGGCAGCUGAACAACUAUGGGAGCGAGUGCUUUAAUGUAUUGAACUUCCAUUAGAUUGGGAUUCUGUUUGGUCUAAUCUAAGUAAAAUCUCUAAAAAUUUGGCCCAUCGGCUUGUCCACUAUUAAACAAUCCACAGAUCAUGCAACACCUUAUAGAAGGUACUAUAUGCGUCACAUUUCCAACUACAACUGCAGUGUCUGCUUAGUAACUGCUAAAUGGCACAAUUUAUAUUAUUCCAUUCAAGAACUCUAGAGGCUAUUAAUAGAGCAGUGGUAAUUUUCUACCAUGUGUUUUUUUUUGUGUAUUUUUUUUUCUUUAUGAUGUUUGUUUUAUAAACCUUUCAGCUGAACUUGUCACCCUGCCUCUCCCACCUCCUUCUCCUUGUUGUAAAAACCAAAAAAUAUGCAUGUAGACUAUCCAUUGUUGCGUAACUCACAUGUAUGAGCACGGUUGUGUGUGUUAAGAUGUGAAAUAUUAAGAAUGGCAGUUUGUGUAACAUGGUGUACUGCAUUAAGUUCUAUAUAAAUGAUGACACUGCUGGCUUGACUAUAUGUUCCUUGCUCUUCUAACUAUGUAUAUGUGCUGUGUAUUUGUGUAUGUGUAUGCGUAUUUAUUUGUGCUACUCAGGCCAGCAGAGCGCUCAGGGGAGGAUGUGGACAUCAUUCUGGCCAGGCUGAAGGUGGUGAAGGCCUUUGAGAAGUUUCACCCCAACCUCCUGCAGCAAAUCUGUCUGUGUGGCUUCUAUGAAUACCUGGAGAAAGGAAUCACCUUGUAUCGACAGGGAGAUAUUGGCACUAGCUGGUAUGCUGUUCUGUCUGGCUCGCUUGAUGUGAAGGUGUCUGAGACUGCCAACUAUCAGGAUGCUGUAACUAUCUGUACGCUGGGAAUAGGGACUGCGUUUGGAGAGUCUAUCCUGGAUAACACGCCACGGCAUGCCACCAUUGUCAGCCGAGAGAACAGUGAACUCCUGCGCAUUGAACAGAGGGAGUUCAAGACCCUGUGGGAGAAAUACAGACAGUGCAUGGCAGGACUGCUCGCCCCUCCUUAUGGGGUGAUGGAGAGCGGAGCUAGCAAUGACAGAAUACCAGACAAGGACAAUCUCUGCACAGAUCCCCUGAAUUUUAUGUCAAAAAAUCUGAACAAGGUCCCAUCAGAAAAGAUUUUGAGGGCAGGCAAGGUCUUACGUAAUGCAGUUUUGGCGAGAGCUCCCCACAUGAUCAGAGACAGAAAAUACCAUUUGAAAACAUACAGGCAAUGUUGUGUGGGCACUGAGCUGGUUGAUUGGCUAUUACAGCAGAGUUCAUGUGUUCACAGUCGAGCCCAUGCAGUUGGCAUGUGGCAGGCUUUGCUAGAGGAGGGAAUUCUCAACCAUGUGGAUCAAGAGCUUAACUUUCAAGACAAGUACCUGUUCUAUCGUUUCCUUGAUGAUGAAGAGGAGGAUGCGGUGUUGCCUAAUGAAGAUGAGAAACGAGAAGCAGAGGAAGAGCUGCAGGAGACCCUCCUCUUCCUCUCACAGAUUGGCCCAGAUGCACACAUGCGCAUGAUUCUCAGCAAAGUGCCGGGGCAGAGGACACCUGAAGAUCUGGAAAUUAUUUACGAUGAGCUGCUGCAUAUUAAAGCUCUCGCUCACCUCUCCAACACUGUGAAAAGAGAGCUUGCUGGUGUGCUCAUAUUUGAAUCACAUGCCAAAGCAGGCACAGUGUUGUUUAAUCAGGGUGAGGAGGGCACAUCCUGGUACAUUAUCCAGAAAGGAUCUGUAAAUGUUGUCAUCUAUGGCAAGGGGGUGGUUUGCACUCUGCAUGAGGGUGAUGACUUUGGCAAGUUGGCGUUGGUCAAUGAUGCUCCACGUGCUGCCUCCAUAGUUCUGAGAGAGGACAACUGCCACUUUUUACGAGUGGACAAAGAAGACUUUAACCGCAUACUCAGGGAUGUAGAGGCAAACACAGUACGCCUAAAGGAACAUGAUAAGGAUGUAUUGGUGCUUCAGAAGAGUCUUCGCCCCUCCAGCCAUGGAAAUGUCCCUGCCCAUUUCAAGUACACUGUGAUGUCAGGAACCCCAGAGAAGAUUCUGGAACAUUUGCUGGAGACAAUGCGUCUGGAUAUUCAUUUCUCUGACCCAGAUCCUGCUCUGGAUGACUUUGUUCUCAUGCACUGUGUCUUCAUGCCCAACAGCCAACUGUGCCCAGCCCUGCUGGCCCACUACCAUUCUCAGGCGUCUCAGGGUUCAGAGCAGGAGCGCAUGGACUAUGCUGUGGCUAGUAAAAGACGUGUGCUGAGCCUGGCUCUGCGGUGGGCCAAUCUGCAGGUCCACCAUCUACUGGAGGAUGACACUGCGCUCAGCUUUUUAGAGGAGCUGUAUGGUUUUAUAUCAAACGACGCCAGAGUUUUACGCCCACUGAGGGAACUACUACCAGAACUGGAGAAAAUCAUUAGGCAAUAUCCUGACGAUGCUCGAACCUCUCAAAAAAAGCAUAAAGUUCUGUUGCGGCAGUUCAGCUCUGGAGAAGAGAGGCUUGCAAAGAAACAACCAAUCAGGAGCUUUGAUGACAUACUACUGAAAGUGUACUGCAGUGAUCACACAUAUACCACCAUCCGAGUUCCUGUGCUGGCGACUGGGAGAGAGGUGACAGCAGCCGUAGCCGAUAAACUAGGUUCUACUGAGGAGCUACUUCUGAUCAGCCUCAGUUCUUCUGGAGAGAAGCAGAUUCUGAAGCCCAAUGAUGUGUCAGUGUUCCAGUCACUAGGAGUAAAUGGGCGACUGUUUGUCUGUACAAGAGAACAGCUUGACUCACUGGCUUCUCUUCCAGAGCAAGAAGGUCCUUCCACAGGUUCCAUGUCCAGUUUUGAGCUUAUGAGUUCUAAAGACCUGGCUUUUCAGAUGACCCUGUAUGAUUGGGAACUCUUCAGCUGUGUGCAUGAGUAUGAACUGGUAUAUCACACAUUUGGGCGGCAGGCAUACCGUCGCUCCACAGCCAACCUGGAGCUGUUCCUGCGCCGCUUUAACCAAGUACAGCUGUGGGUAGUGACAGAGGUCAGCCUGUGUGGUACCCUCAGUAAACGGGUACAGCUGCUUAAGAAGUUCAUCAAGAUUGCUGCUCACUGCAGAGAGUUUAGGAAUCUCAACUCCUUUUUUGCUAUCAUAAUGGGCAUGUGCAAUCCAGCUGUCAGCCGACUCAGUCAGACAUGGGAGAAGCUACCCAGUAAAUUCAAGAAGUUCUACGCAGAGUUUGAGAGUUUACUAGAUCCAUCCAGGAACCACCGUGUGUACCGCCUCACUGUGGCUAAGAUGGAGCCACCAAUCAUUCCCUUCAUGCCCCUCCUCAUUAAAGACAUGACGUUCACUCAUGAGGGUAACAAGACAUUUGUUGAUGGACUGGUGAACUUUGAGAAAAUGCGUUUGAUUGCUAAUACAGUCCGGGCAGUGAGACACUGCAGGAGCCAGCCCUUCAAUGUUGAGGCAUCUCCAGCCAGUAAGAAUCCCCAGGAAGUGCGCAACUAUGUGCGACAGCUGUCUGUGAUUGACAACCAGAGGACCCUAUCCCAACUCUCCUUCAGACUGGAGCCAAGAAGAACCUAAGAGCCGAAAUGCUCUGUGAUCCCACUCUCCUCUACAGUAUCUACAUUUUCUUUCUUCUUUUUCUCAUGCUCUCUCUCUGAUACAUCUCUCUAUCUCUUCCUCUCUCUUUGACACACAGAAACACUCAUCCAUAGCCAGAAGUGGGUAGCAUAGCCUAAACCAAUAUUCAAGUAAAAGCACUGAAAUAAUAACUCAAGUAAAUGUAGAAGUAUCUCUCCUAGUAUCUUGCAGUUCAAAACCCUACUUAAAGUAGGGUACCAGUGAUUUUUCAGAAUGUUCGUAUAAUUCAGUCGUUGAGAUGUAAAGAAAGUCAUGUAAAGUUUGAUGUAAAAUGCUGCAUUCUAGAGAAAUUUACUGACUCAGAUUUCCUUACACUGGUGGGGACAGGUGCCAGGGGUCACAAUAAAUGUGGCCAUUUUAUUUACUACCCAAAAUGACCAGUGAACCUACACAUCUUCUGAGUUUUUAUAUGUACUGUUGAUGAUGGUAAAAUAGAGGAAAAUCUGAAAAUAUUUGUUUGGGCACUGCAUCGCCCUGUAUCGCCCUACCUCUCAACCUUUAAAUGUAUUAAACAUAAGCGUUUUAGAAAAACCUGUAUCUCAAAACAAUCAUGAAACAAUGUCUCAGGCAUCAGGCAGCAUGUGUAAAAAUUUCACUCUUCGGACAUUUGUUUCCUAACACCACCAUUCCGAACAAUUGUGGCUUUGUAAGUUUCUCUAGAAUGCAUCAUUUCAUACUAAACUACUCUUAUGCAGCAGUUUUGAAAAAUCUAUUAUAAAAAAUCUGAUCAACAUCUAUAUGAAGUAAAGAUUGUUAGCUUCUCUUCUCUAUUUGAUACAAUCUUGGUCUAAAAUAAAAUAGCAAACCUCUAAAGAGGUCUAAGCAACAGUAAAGAAGUAUACAUGCUGUCUGUAAUGGAGUAAAAUGAAAAAGUUAUUGACUGAAAGUUUGCAUGAAUGAACGGAAAGAAAUGAAAGGAAUGACUAAAAUGCAGCAGUAAAAAGUAUGUUACUUUCCUCUCAAGAAAGUUUGAAAAUACUCAGCAAAAUGCAAAUCCAACAACAUUAAUAUGAGUAAAGGUAACCAAGUAAAUGGAACUAGCCACCUCUGUCCAUAGCUUGCAUACAGUGUCCACCAUUAGUAAAUCGAAGCUAUACCUGUCAGCUGCAAAAACUGUUGAAUACUUACUGUGUGUGCUACCACUGCCAAUUGAUCUGUGUGUAUGUAUAAGGGCAUUCAUUUCUGUCCAAAUUUACGUUUUAAAAUAUGUGUAUGCUGGGGGAGACGUGUGUUUGUACAUUCAAAUGCAAAACUAUGAACACCCCUCGUUAAAUGACAUAUUUUAUUGAUUAUUAUGAGUUAGUUAAAACAUGCUUUACAGAGAACAAUCAUAAAUAUUACGUUUUUCCACACAUUUUAAAGCAAAAUCUCUAUUUAUUUGGUAGGUUUACAAAAAAACACAAAAAAAUAUAUAGCUGCAUUUAUAGGGGUCCAAGCACUGUCAGCCUUCAUUGGCACUAUAAGUCUCCAUUGACAUCAUAAGUUAUUGAUAAAUAUUAAUUUUCAGUGUCUUACAAAGCUCUCAAGAUACAAACCUCGCAUUGCUUUAAAUUGUCCUUUGCUUCAGUAAGGACAGCUCUGACAGGAUUUGAACCUGAGCACCUUCUGAUUGGAAGGGAGAUGUUUUCAUGCUGAGCCACAAGUGGCCCAUGUUAACACUACAUUUUUUGGGACAGUUUAUUGGUAGAGAGCAAUAAGGAACACCAUUUUAGGGACUAGUUCCUUUCAGUUAUUGUGAUUAUUAAGUAACAUAAUAGACCCUCUGUUUAUCAUUCUGUACAAAUCUUUCAAAUUUAGUUAUAAUAAAACAAUUGCUGAUAUAUUUGUAGCACUUUAAGUCAAACUAAGCCAGGUCGCAUCAAUUUGUUCAAAUAUUGCUGCCACACUCUGGUUAAAAGUUAUGUUUUUAAUAACUGUUUAUCUUCAGACUCCACAGAUUGUUCUAAGACAAAUUUUGAGGUGAUUUGAUAAAAACUAAAGUAAUAGCACCACCACAUGGCCAACUGAGAUCAAACAUUAUAGGCUAUUAGAAAAUGUCUGUGUGGACCUAUUAUUCAAUUUGUGUGAUGAUUGUCCAGUGCUCUCCAAAUGCCUGUUGAAAUUAUUUUGUCUUCUUUGUCCAGUGAUUGAGUUGUCCCUAAGACCUUACUUAUCAAGUGGCCCAAAGUUGCAGCAUGCAAAUUUUAAGCUUAAUUGGCCAAGUGGCUGCUGAGAAACAGAUUUUUGGUUGUUAUAGUGCCCCUAUUGAACUAUCCUGAUCUGUAGCUAUUUAAGUAAAUUUAGGUCCACCCAGAAAGGCUCAGUUGAUAUGUGGCAGCCAUAUUGUUUACAAAUAUCCAGAUUUUGUAAAUAAGUCUUGACCAGGAGUCUCCCAUCCCAUAUAGAUACAGUGAGGGUUUUUUUAUGGAGUGAUGCAAAGAUUCAGAUGACGAAAAAGGCCUCAGUUCAGGAGAUAUGGGCCAAAAAUGUAAAAUGUUGCUCUGUAGCGCUAUCAGCAGGCCAGUUGGGCUCAAUUUAUUUGCUGGAGUAGUAGGUGCAAAACUACACCUAUGCACCAAAUUUGGUGUCUGGAUCACUUACAGAGCCUACCCUACAAUGUCAAUAGUGUUCCAUUCUCCUAUGGUGCUUGGACCCGUAAUGAAAUAUAAAAUGUGCCAUAACUUUUUCCAAGCCCACAUUUUAUGUUUAUGUUUUACCAAUAUGUUAAAUUAAAAAAUAAACACUAAUUUUGCUAUAAAAUGUGCAGAAGUAAAAGGAUGUGUACUUUUUUUACUUAAUCACAAAACAUGUCAUUUGAUCAGGAAUCCCAAAAGUUUUGCAUACAACUGUAUGUAUGUGUAUUUACUCCAUACUAAUUAUUACUGCCAGUCAUAUCUGCAGAUUUAAAAAUUAACCUCAUUUGCUGGCAUUCGGAGAACUGAUAUUCAGUGUCGAAUGACACAUUUAUUGUGUGUGCGUGUGUGUGUGUGUGUGUGUGCGCGUGCGUGUCUGUGUAUUAGUGUCCUUAGAUUCAACACAAAGUGUGCUAAAACAAUCUGAAUAUGCCUUGUACUUUGAAAAGGCAGUCAAGUCAUUACUAUAGUAGACCAUUACAGUACAGUGUAAUCCUAUUUUCAGUACUUGUGAUACAUCUGUAUGUCCCUCAGAACACUACCUAGUCAUAGAAGGUUUUUGAAGGUCUUUAAAUACUACUUAACUGAGUUAAGGGGGGCCAGUAACUUAAUGAAACAUUACAUGUGCAACUAUGAAACAUCACACUAAUGAUGCUUUGUUAAAUCUCCAGAUCUUGUGUUCUUUUAUUUGAAGCCUUUUAUAGUGGGCUACAUCAGUAUUUUUGCUCAAGGACUAUUUUUAUUGCUAGUAUAUUUCUGUGCUAUCAAUUUACCUCUUGCCAUAGCCUGUAGCAUUUUUGAUGUCUUUUUGUAUAUUCGGACAUAUUUGAAUAUUUUUUGGUUGACAUCAUUUUGUUAAUUUAUAUUUUAAUGAACCUCAGAAUGCCUUGUUUGUUUUCAUCCUGCCUAGGAGAAAGCAUCUCUUAGAAGCUGUAGAGUUCUUUAUCUGUUGGAAUAUGCCUCUACUUACACUGUAUAUAGUAUGAUCUAAAUAAACGUAUUGCUCAAUG